UCGACAACCAUUUUGAAAUCCCAAGUCAUUUGUGUUGAAAUAUUGGACCGUGAGCUUAAGGACUUGUCCAAUCGACUUGUUAUCAAUUUUACAGUGAACAGUAGUGAAAUAAAUGAAAACCAAACACUGUCAUGUCAGUUCUAUAAUGAAACAGGGGAAAAGUGGGAGGUCACGGGGUCAUUCACCAACCUGUUUUUGAACAGUAACGUUGUAUCCUGCUCUUAUGAUCACAUGACCCCUUUUGCUGUACUUCUGGUCGACCUGAAUGUGACCCAAAUUGAUCAACAGCAGUGGAAUUUCCUAUCCUAUAUUAGUUACAUAGGUUGUAGUCUUUCAGCCCUUUUCUCAGCAGUGACCAUCUUCAUCUAUGCUUUCAUGAAGAGCUCAAACAGAGACACUUCCAUCCAUAUCCAUGUGUCUCUGAGUGCGGCCCUUUUCCUUCUCAACAUCAGCUUCUUGUUCACUGAAUGGGGAGCCACAUGGUCUCAAAACAGUGCAUGUGUCUUAAUAGCAGUGAUAAUAGAGUACAGCCUCUUGUCCUGUUUCUCCUGGAUGGCCAUUGAAGCAUUACAACUGUUCUUGCUUCUAAUAAAAGUGUUCAACAUCCACAUCAAGCACUACAUGAUCAAGCUGUCACUGUUUGGAUGGGGACUGCCUGCUGUGCUUGUUGGAGGGAGUCUGUGUGUUUAUGGUACUACGCCUUUUUAUGGCACCACAGAAAUAAAAUUAUCAGACACAAAAGUAACAAAGAAAUUAUGCUGGAUUACUGACAUCCGCUUUCUGUAUGGCAUGAACAUCGGCUAUUUCUCAAUAACGUUCCUGUUCAACACGUGCAUUCUGGUGGCAGUGACGUAUCAGAUCUAUAAGCUCCGGCACAUGAAUGUCACCGGCAGCAAUCGUCCAUCUUGUAAGGAUAUAUGCACUGUCCUGGGCCUGACCCUUCUGUUGGGAACGACAUGGGGUUUGGCUUUCUUCACAUCAGGAUACACAAACUACCCCGUUCUUUACCUCUUCUGUAUCUGCAACACGCUGCAAGGGUUGUUUCUGUUCCUGUGGGUCUAUCAUACAAUGCAGAGGAAAAGGUGCCUGGAGGCACAAAGUACGACUGUGUCUGAACCAAUACCUAAUACGUAUGAAAACAGGUUUGCCCAGUGAUCAGAUGUUGCAUUGAUGUUACUGGUAUUGUUAUUAUACAUCAUAUACUGAUAGAUAUAAAAGCAAGCACUCCAUGAAUUUAUACAAUUGAUCACAAGAUUUCAAACCAAAUUCAUAACCUCACUCUGUAAGAAUCAGUUUCAUAAUCAGUUUCACAGUUCACUUUUUUCCAAUAGCGCCAAUGAGUUCCUUAUUAUCAUCAUUACAAAAGUAAAUGAUGCAUGUUGUUUUUGAGGAACAUAGCAUGUGUAUAAUAUGUUUAAUGGUCUAAUACAUGAAUAGAGUA
Tachysurus vachellii is the source of this 1441-nucleotide messenger RNA. RefSeq names its product adhesion G-protein coupled receptor G2. The record is from RefSeq and is a predicted model, not a curated record. Gene Ontology annotation, biological process: adenylate cyclase-activating G protein-coupled receptor signaling pathway; cell surface receptor signaling pathway. Gene Ontology annotation, cellular component: membrane. The transcript has 8 exons. Lineage: Eukaryota; Metazoa; Chordata; Actinopteri; Siluriformes; Bagridae. Bases 232 to 1155 code for a protein of 307 amino acids. Gene Ontology annotation, molecular function: G protein-coupled receptor activity.